This is a messenger RNA of Anopheles darlingi, 3710 nucleotides long. It is a transcript of the gene Art4, whose product is annotated as histone-arginine methyltransferase CARMER. Gene Ontology annotation, molecular function: protein-arginine N-methyltransferase activity. The transcript is spliced from 3 exons. Gene Ontology annotation, biological process: peptidyl-arginine methylation. Lineage: Eukaryota; Metazoa; Arthropoda; Insecta; Diptera; Culicidae. The coding region runs from base 538 to 2541 and encodes 667 amino acids. The record is from RefSeq and is a predicted model, not a curated record.
CACCGCACGUAAAAACGCUCGACGCGAUUCGUCCGCGAGGGACCCCGCUAAUUAUCCGACCAACCAGCAGGAACGGCCAGGACACGACCUCGGCCGCCGGAUUAAUUGGCUCAAUCGACUGGCAUCGUGUUUGUGUGUGCGUGUGUGCCUCCGUUUCUUCCGGGACAGCGCAGCAUCCCCAGCACCGCCGCCGGCCUGUUUGCGCGAAUUCAUAAUUGUCGUCCCCCGUGUCGUCCUUUGCCCGCGCCGGGCUUUCGUGUUGUUCCCGUGGCUGUCGUGGCCGCUGCCGGACGCCAUCUCUCAUCGUUGGUCCCUCUUUCCUGCAACUCGCUGACCGCCAGCAUCACUGUCGUCGUCGUCCCGGCCAUCAAAGCAGCUGCUGAUCAAAGGAGACAACGCCAGGGGCCCCUCGCCAGCAAGCCAGUUAGUGUCGUGUGUGCGUGCGUGUACGUGUGUGUGUUUCUUUGUGAUAAAAGCCGUCCCCGUCCCUCGUCGACGUCGACGACGGAAUAGUCCUACUACCUGUGCGAGCAAGAUAUGAGCGAACAAAUGGCACGCCUGCAAGGAUGCGAAAUCCUGGUGCUGGAUGAUGAAGGUAGCGACAAGCUGGUGAACAAGUACGACCACAAGGUGACCGUCGUGUGCGGUUACGAUCCCCAGGGCAUGACGGUGCGUGUCCUGCGGGAUGGUGCUCCCGGCAGUGGCGGUGGCGGCAAAACGAACAGCGUCGACGGUGGGAGCGAAGCCAAUCGACAGCUGGAGGAACUGCUGGUCAAUGGGUCGACAACGACGCAUCUGCCGCGCGGUCAAACCGCUCAUCUGCUCAUCGUCGGCGGUGAGCUCGUGUUGCUGCGGUUUGCGACCCGGUCCGACUGCCAGCAGUUCCGGGCGCUGCUGCAGAAAAUCUCGGGCAAGGCGAGCUCGGUGUUCAACCUGCGCACUGAAGACUCGUCCGCCUCCCAGUACUUCCAGUUCUAUGGCUACCUGUCGCAGCAGCAGAACAUGAUGCAGGACUUUGUUCGGACAAGCACCUAUCAGCGGGCGAUCUACAGCAAUGCGUCCGAUUUUCAGGGCAAGGUGGUGCUGGAUGUCGGAGCGGGGUCGGGCAUCCUAUCGUUCUUUGCUGUUCAGGCCGGUGCGGCCAAGGUGUACGCGGUCGAGGCCAGCAAUAUGGCUCAGUACGCGCAGCAGCUCGUUAGCUCCAACAAUCUGAGCGAUAAGAUCGUGGUGAUUGCGGGCAAGAUCGAGGAGAUCGAGCUACCAGAACGAGUUGACGUGAUCAUCUCCGAACCGAUGGGCUACAUGCUGUACAACGAGCGCAUGCUCGAGACGUACCUGCAUGGCAAGAAGUGGCUGAAGUCGGACGGUCGGAUGUAUCCAUCGCGCGGCGAUCUACAUGUCGCUCCGUUCAGCGACGAAGCGCUGUACAUGGAGCAGUACAAUAAAGCCAACUUUUGGAUGCAGACCGAGUUCCACGGAGUGAAUUUGGUGGCGUUGCGCGAUGCCGCCAUGAAGGAGUACUUCCGGCAACCGAUCGUCGACACGUUCGACAUACGGAUCUGCAUGGCGAAAUCGGUGCGCCACACGACGAACUUCCUGACGGCGGACGAGAAGGAUCUGCACCGGAUACAGAUCGAUGUGGAGUUCCACAUGCUCGAGACGGGCACUUGCCAUGGGUUGGCUUUCUGGUUCGAUGUCGAGUUUGCGGGCAGCUGUUCCCAGAUUUGGCUCUCGACGGCACCGACCGAAUCGUUAACGCACUGGUAUCAGGUACGGUGCCUGCUGCAAACGCCCAUCUUCGUCAAGCAGGGUCAGGUGCUUUCCGGGAAGGUGGUGCUGGCGGCCAAUCAGCGGCAAAGCUAUGACGUGGAGAUUGAUCUAAAACUCGAGGGCACGAUGAUCACCUCCUCCAAUACGCUGGAUCUGAAGAAUCCCUACUUCCGAUACACGGGUGCACCCGUACCAGCACCACCCGGAUCCAAUACGACCUCACCGAGCGAAACGUACUGGGGCCAACUCGAUGCUCAAGGUGCCCGUAACGCCGUUAAUCUCGUCAACGGCAUCACGGUAAACGGGCUCGGUGAGGUCGAUAUGUCCUCGACUAUCAUCAACACGAACCUGAUGGCAAUCGGAAAUCAGCCGAACAUUCAUCCCGGACUCAUCUCGAGCACUGGCCGCCAGCAACAGCAGCAACAGCAACAGUCUGGCAACAGUGCUGCUGGUCAACAGUCGACGCCUACUCAGCAACAGGCACAACAGCAGCAACAGCUUUCCAUGACACCGCCGAUCGGUGGAUGUGCGGCGACCUCAACGCAGAACGUUGCCCAACAUCAGCUCAUCGGAGGAGCCAUCUCACCGUCGCUCUUCACCUCGCCGGCUCAGCAGCUACUCAACAGUCAGCAUCACCAUCCGCAACAGCAGCAGCAGCAACAGCAACAGCAGCACAUUCAUCAUCAUCACCAUGCGCAACAACAGCAGCAGCAACAGCACCAUCAUCACCAUCAUCCUGGUCAACCGAUCCAUGGCAAUCAGUUCUACUAGGAGUACAUUCGUGCCCAGGGUAGGAGUGAGAUUUUCAUCUAAUACAUACUCCUGCCGCUGGGGACAGGCACCAAUUCCGCUAGGAGAGCAUCAUCGAGAAGCGCGGAGUGUUCGAACGAUGCAUGCUGGCGGUUCCUAGGUCCUAUGGAAGCCCUACUAUGACUAAUGAUUAGAAAUUGGAGUUUGGACCGACCGUAACGAAGUGUGUGGAGAUUCGUAUGAUACGUCGAUAUACAGUGAUGCAUCGCAUGCCGACCGAUGAACAACAGAACUGCUUAAAUUGCUUGAAAUAGCGAGACGGCGAGGACGACGGCACGGGGAGCCAAUUCCUUUCUCUCAUUUUAUGCUCCGCAUUAUUACUACGUACGAAACGAACGAAGUGAUCUUCCAGUAAUUUAGAAUGAUGUUGACGACGAAAAACUAGAUUGAGGACGUUGAUUAAGUGGUUUAUAGGGUAGCCGCCUCCUGCGGGAGGGAAAAGACUUAUUAAGCCUAAAGGAAGCAAUUUCGUGGAAGCGAAGUAGAGCUAGUACUUGGUCUAUCUUAUCAUCCCCAUCCAGUAGCGCUAGCAUCCGCUGCAGUGUGUCAUCCGUAAGAGGAUGGUUCUGUUGUGCAUAAUAUGCCCCCUCCCCCUCCUUUCUAGAUCUUGAUAUGGAUGUAUAGAUGAGCAUUGUCUGUAAGGUGUGCACAGUCCGGACAGGUUCUUCUGUCCUUCGAAACGAAACGAGAAGUAUUAUUUACCAAACAAUGCAACGGCAGUGCACCAAUUGGCAGUGAUUGAGAUAGCAAGAAAGCAAUAGGCAAUGGGCUCACCACACCCUUAUGGCAGCUUGUGAGUGAGAAAUGGUAUGAUGCAUCCAUACACAUAUUUAUAUAUAUACAUAUAAUAGACAUAUAAAUACGAAUGAGGGUCAUAGACAUUUCUCCGAAAAAUACUAUUUCUUCUAAAUACCAUUAUCCUGCGCACAACGCGUAAAACGGAGACGAGCAACAUGCAGCGGAAACAUCCACCGAAAGCCAUCACGAUUUUCAUCUCUUGCAUCUGGAUCCGUGACAACUAAGAAAUACAUUUAUUGACUUUCAUGCGUUACAAACCUCGAUCUAUCGGUUAUCCUUUCAUCCCUACGAUCAUCCGAAAAGUCCAUUCUGGCGCUACCAAGGGUUUCACU